Messenger RNA from Serendipita indica DSM 11827, 4269 nucleotides. The record is from the annotation of a GenBank genome assembly. NCBI's taxonomy places the organism in Eukaryota, Fungi, Basidiomycota, Agaricomycetes, Sebacinales, Serendipitaceae.
AUGGAUACAGUUCGAAAGCCACGCAAGAAACUAAAGGGACCUCCAGAAUCUGAAAGCUCGCCUUCAACGCCGACUUCAUCUGCUGUAUCCGAUCUCGUUCAAACGAGCACGAACAUCGUCCUGUCGCAUGCUCUAAAUGCAGAUGCGGUUGCAGAGAUUGCUCGAAUAACUUCAUCCCAUGCAACAAGGGCACAACCUACCGGCGACAAACAAACCAUCGCCGUGGGCUCAGCGCGAGAUUCCAAAGGAGACAGAUGGCUCGCUCGCGUGGCCCUUUUGUUGAAUCUCACCAAAAGUGCUGCAGAUUCAGCAGACUUUUCGCCGCUAAAAGGAGCCUGUGAAGCCGUCGUUACGCUCUUGGACUCGAUUCAGACGGUCCAAUACGCCUGGAUUGAGCUCCUAAGGGCUGUUCAAGGACACGCGGCCGCAUUUCAAAGGCAACUUGAUCAGCCGGGCAUCAACGAUGUGCUUGAGAGUUGCGAGGAAUCAAUAAAGGGUCCGAUCAGGAGCUACUCUACCGCUCUUCAAGAGUUGAUUGCCGACAUCUGCGUGAGUUGUGGGCUUGAUGAAUCGGCAUUUGGCCAGGGUCUCACACUGAAUCUAUUGGCUCAACGAAUCGGCAUGGCGAAGCUAGAAGCCAGUAUCAUUGCGGACUAUGAGAAGCGCCUUAAGGGCGCAGAAGGGCAAAUAAUGUCUGCUCUCAUGGUCUACGUCGCUGUCUCGGUCAACGCUUCGGCAGACGCAGACGUCUUAAACAAGCUGCAAGGCAAAGAGUAUACUCGUCCGCGAGAAUGCUUGACGGGAACACGGGUAGAGAUCCUUGAGGAAUGCGUAGCCUGGGCCCGGGAUCCUCAUUCUUCGAAUAUUAUGUGGAUCAAAGCGGCACCCGGAGCUGGCAAAUCAGCCAUUGCGUCCAGUCUGGUUCGCGUUCUCGAGAUCAAGAAGAAAUGCCUAGGAUCAAGUUUCUUCUUUCGACGUUCAGAAAGCGCUUUCACCACCACGAGGGCAUUAUGGCGGAGCGUGGCAUACGAUCUCGCACGUCAUCCUACCAUCCGAAGGCACCUGGCGGCAAAGUUGAGGAAGGAGGAGAUUGACCUCACGACACCAAACAUCGACGAACUGUUUCGUCAGCUGAUUGAAGAGCCUUUGUCGAAGCUCUCAAAACUCCCCAACGAACAGUGGCCGAUAAUCAUCAUCGAUGCAUUGGACGAGUGUGGUGGUCUGGAAGGCGCACAUUCCGAGGACCGCCGAGACCUAAUGGAAACCCUAUUACUAUGGUCUAAAGUCCCAAAUUGCAAGCUGAUCGUGACGAGCAGAGAGGAGGAAGACAUAGCGAGGACAUUUGCUCUAAACCGUCCGUACAUAAUCGAGCUCCUCACCGGCCAGUCUACGGUGGACCAAGCAAAGAGAGACAUACAAGCUUUCUUGCGCGAGAAUCUGCGGAAAACUGCGACACGGUUCUCCCAGCCCCCCGUGGAAUGGCCAGCACCGACAGAGAUCGGGCUGCUGGCGACCAGGGCCAACGGUUUAUUCAUAUGGGCAUCCACAGUCGUGGAGUACGUUGGUCGUGGUGACCCGAAGGAGCGCUUGGACGAGAUUGUGAACGGAGAACGCGUCCGAGGUAUGAGUGAGUUAUAUACCACGGUGCUUCGCGGCGCUUUUCCAGACGCGGAAGGCGGACCACCUGAGAAGCUGCGCACGAUUCUUGCGGUGAUCAUUGUCGCCAAAGAAACGUUGGGUACUCGGGGGCUAGCAGAUUUGCUGGGGGUAAAUCAGUGGGCGGUCGAGCAUGUGUGCCAUGGGCUACGACCAGUGCUGGAAACCGAAGGGGGACUUCGGUUCCGCCACGAGUCAUUUGUGGAUUUCUUAUUGGAAACAGAUACGACAUAUCUAAUACCACCCCUUACGACGAACGAUUGCCACGGAAUCCUCGCCUACGAAUGCCUGCGAGUCAUGAAAGAGAGGCUACGGUUCAACAUUUGCGAGAUAUCGUCGUCACACCUUCUCAAUGGCGAUGUGUUAAAGACGCUUCCAUCCAUCGAGGCCCAUAUCCCAUCCCAUUUGCAAUAUGCGUCGCACUAUUGGAUGGAUCAUUUACGUCAUAUUCCCGCAUCCAAAAUGAUCAUGGAGCUGGUUCGACAUAUCCUCGAGUUCAAGUUUCUUGCAUGGCUUGAAGUCGCCAGCCUUUGCGGGUUUAUGGACGAGGUGCAGUCCACCUUAUCAAUGCUCCAUACGUGGCUAAAGUUGAAUGGCAUCAAUGACUUGGUCUCACUCGCAAUGGACAUGCGACAAUUCAUUGCUCACUUUAGCGAGGUUAUAACACAGAGCGCAUCACAUAUCUAUGUUUCGGCAUUACCACUCUCACCCCCAUCGUCUUUGAUCAGACAGCGAUAUCAAACGCAAUAUCCAAAUACACUGGUGGUCACUGCAGGCGGCUAUGAAAGAUGGUCGCCUCUUCUUAUGACAUACCGUGGCCAUGGUGCAGCCGCAGAAGCAGUGGCGUUUUCUCCAGAUGGCAUUCAUGUCGUGUCUGGCUCGUAUGACCGGACUGUGCGAUUGUGGGAUGCAGAGACGGGCACGCAAAUUGGUCAGCCGUUCAUGGGACAUAGCGACCGGGUCUACUCUGUUGCAUUCUCGCCAGACGGUCGCCUUGUCGUUUCUGGCUCAGGUGACAAGACAGUGCGGCUGUGGGAUACGAAGACGGGCCAACAGACCUGUCAGCCGUUUGGACACAGCGGCUGGGUCUACUCUGUUGCGUUCUCGCCGGAUGGUCAUCGCAUUGUUUCAGGCUCGACGGAUCAGACAAUACGAUUAUGGGAUCCCAAAACGGGUACACAGAUAGGACAACCUCUCGAAGGACAUACGCACAUAGUUAGAUCCGUCGCAUUCUCCCCGAAUGGCCGUCGCAUUGUUUCCGGCUCGGAUGACGAAACGGUGCGACUUUGGGAUGCGGAUAAAGGAACACAAAUUGGACAGCCGCUCGUGGGGCACACGAGUACGGUCAAUUCUGUCGCAUUCUCGCCAGAUGGUCGUCGUAUUGUCUCUGGCUCAGCAGACCGAACAAUCCGAUUCUGGGAUGCGGAAACGGGCGGACAGAUUGGGCACGCGUUUAUGGGGCACGCGGGUUGGGUCAGAACCGUCGCAUUCUCGCCAGAUGCUCGCCGUAUUGUCUCUGGCUCAGAAGAUGGAACAAUACGGUUAUGGGACGUCGAAUCAGGCGUGCAGAUUGGACAGCUACUCGAAGAACAUCAGGGUGCUGUCUAUUCUGUCGCAUUCUCGCUCAAUGGUUGUCGCGUUAUCUCCAGCUCAUAUGAUCAGAAAAUCCGGAUGUGGGAUACAGAACCGGACUGGCAAGCCGACCGCCCACUCGAGGGACAUACGAGUAAGGUCAACUCGGUCGCAUUUUCGCCGGACGGUCGUCGUGUGGUUUCCGGCUCGCUUGAUGAGACGGUGGCGUUAUGGGAUGUGGAGACAGGGAAAGGAAUGGGACAGCCACUCAACGCGAAUAAGCAAGUGGUCACUGUCGCAUUUUCGCCGGAUUGUCGCCAUGUCGUUUAUGGCUCGCAUGACCCGACUGUACGGUUAUGGGAUCCGGAGACGAGUAGACACAAGUUAUUUGAAGGACAUACCUACAUGGUCCGCGCUGUCGCAUCCUCACCAAACGGUCGUUAUAUUGCUUCUGGCUCGUUGGACCGGACUGUGAGGCUGUGGGAUGCGGAAACAGGCGCACAGAUUGGGGAUCCACUUGAGGGACAUGUUCAUGACAUUACAACCAUCGCAUUCUCGCCGGAUAGUCGUCGCAUCGUUUCCGGGUCGAUCGAUAACACCGUGCGGUUAUGGGAUGUGAAUACAGGUACACAAAUCAGACGUCUAUUCAAGGGAUAUGCAAAUGCGAUAUACGCAGUCGCAUUCUCACCGGAUGGUCAUCGUGUCGCCUCUGGUUUGCACGACCGGACAGUAAGAUUGUUGGAUGUGGAGACUGGCAAUAUUGUUGGUGAGCCUUUCAAGGGCCAUACAGAGCCGGUCACCUCGGUCGCGUUCUCGCCAGAUGGUCGCACUGUGGUCUCCGGCUCGACAGACAGGACGAUACGGAUAUGGGAUGCGGAAACAGGCACACAGGUCUGUAAACCGCUGGAGGGCCACAUGGGUGAUGUCACUUGUGUUACAUUCUCGCCAGACGGUCGCCGGAUUGUGUCUAGCUCGUCUGACAUGACACUGCGAUUGUGGGAUGUGGACAAUGAAAGCUUGGUAAGCGCUUCUAGUUCUUAA